Messenger RNA from Engraulis encrasicolus (European anchovy), 3444 nucleotides. Its product is annotated as dipeptidyl aminopeptidase-like protein 6. Lineage: Eukaryota; Metazoa; Chordata; Actinopteri; Clupeiformes; Engraulidae. The transcript has 26 exons. Gene Ontology annotation, molecular function: serine-type peptidase activity; potassium channel regulator activity. The record is from RefSeq and is a predicted model, not a curated record. Gene Ontology annotation, biological process: regulation of potassium ion transmembrane transport; proteolysis. The coding region runs from base 1 to 2541 and encodes 846 amino acids. Gene Ontology annotation, cellular component: plasma membrane; voltage-gated potassium channel complex.
AUGGCUUCGCUCUAUCAGAGAUUUACGGGAAAGAUCAACACUAACAAAUCUUUUCCGCACCCACCUGAGGCCAGCCACCUUUUGGGCGGACAGGUCGUCGACGAGGAAAAAGCUGGGAAGAACCCUGAAACCACAGCAGACGGUCGUCUACGCGUCCAGUACAGAAAGAGAAAUGUCUGCGAGGACGAGGACGAGUUGGUGGGCAGCGCUCCGCCGCAGAGGAACUGGAAAGGGAUCGCCAUCGCCCUGCUGGUCAUCCUCUUCAUCCUCUCCCUCAUCGUCACCUCCGUCAUCCUGCUCACGCCAAAUGAGGAUGACAGCCUGGCGCUGAAGAGUAAGAUAACGGUGGACCAUGUCUUCAGCAAAGACCUUCAAAUCCAUGAUCCCGAGGCCACGUGGCUUAGUGACAAUGAAGUGCUGUACCGCACCAGAGCUGGAGACCUGGUCAAGCUCAACGUGGAGACCAACAGGACAGACCUGCUGGUGGAGGCAGCCAUGUUUAAGAGACAUUCUGCAAGCAAGUACCAGGUGUCUCCUGACAUGGCUUACGUGCUUUUGGCCGUCAACAUUGAGCCAAUCUAUCAGCAUUCUUACAUGGCAGACUACAUCAUCUGUAGUCUUACAACACCAGAUGCCUACCCUCUGAACCCCUCGGAAGUCCGCAGCAGCAAGCUGCAGUAUGCCGGAUGGGGUCCCAAGGGCCAGCAACUGAUUUUCAUCUUUGAGAACAAUAUCUACUACCGGCCUGCAGUGGACGAGAGAACCAUACGCCUGGUGUCGACCGGGGAGGAAGGUGUGGUGUUCAACGGCCUGGGUGACUGGCUGUACGAAGAGGAAAUAUUCCAGACUCACAUCGCCCACUGGUGGUCCCCCGAUGGGCACAGGCUGGCAUACGCCACCAUCAACGACACCCAGGUGCCCAAGAUGGAGAUGCCCAUGUUCAUUGGCACCCCUUACCCCAUGGCACAGGAGUACCGUUACCCCAAGGCUGGGGAGGAGAACCCUGUUAUCCAAGUGUCCGUGGUGAGUCUGAACGGGCCCCCUCACAUUGUCCAGAUGAAGAAGCCGGAUGACCCUCGCAUCGGGAAGGAGUACUACAUCACCAUGGUGAGGUGGGCCACCAGCACCAAACUGGCAGUCAACUGGCUGAACAGAGCCCAGAACAACUCCAUCCUCACACUGUGCGAAGCCACAACAGGAAUCUGCACUAAGAAACACGAGGACGAGAGUGCAAGCUGGCUGCACCGACAGAGCGAGUCUCCGCUGUUUUCCGAGGAUGGCCUGCGCUUCUUCUUCACCAGAGCCCAAGGGGGAGGAGGCAAUUUCUUCCACAUCACCAUGUCAUCCUCUCAGCCCAACAGCAGCAUAGACACACUGCAGUCAGUGACCUCAGGAAACUGGGACGUUACGCAGAUCCUGGCCUACAGCAAGGAAAGGCAGCUGAUAUAUUUUUUGCGCACUGAAGAGGACGAUCCAAGUCGCAGACACCUUUACAGUGCAGACACCUUUGCCCCUUUCAACCGCCGCUGCCUUUCCUGUGAUCUGAAGUGUGGCUACGUGAGUGGAUCCUUCAGUCCAGACACACACUACUUCCUGCUGAACUGCAGAGGUCCUGCAGUGCCCUACACUGCAGUGUACAGUGUCACAGACGGACAGUUUCAGAGGCUGCUUGAUGUGGAGACCAAUGAGGCUUUGAACGACACCGUGAACAAUAUGCAGAUGCCCCUGCUAGAAUACAAGAACAUCACGAUAGACGGCCACAUUCUUCCUGUGCAGAUUGUAAAGCCGGCUACAUUCCAAGACACAUCACUCUACCCACUUCUUUUAGUUGUUGACGGCACACCUGGUAGUCAGCAGGUGUCGGAGCAGUUCCAGGUGGACUGGACCUCCGUGCUGGUCAGCAGCUACAGCACCAUCGUCAUGCGCUUCGACGGCCGAGGCAGCGGCUACCGCGGCACAGACUUCCUCCACACCGUGCAGCGUAAGCUGGGCCACCUGGAGAAGAGCGAUCAGCUGGAGGCGCUCAGCAUCGUCUCCAAAGAGAGCUACAUUGACAAGACUCGAAUGGGAGUGUAUGGAAAGGUGUACGGAGGUUUCGUGGCUACACUGCUGCUGGGCUCCGAGACGUCAGAACUGAAGUGUGGAGCAGCCGUGUCACCCAUCACAGACUUCAACUUAUAUGCCUCCGCAUUCUCAGAAAGGUACCUUGGCCUGAAGAAGACCAACCCACGGGCGUAUGAGGUGGCAAAUUUAGAAUACCGAACAGAACAGUUUCAGGACAAGAAGUACCUGCUUAUUCACCCUACAGCAGAUGAAAAAGUUCAUUUCCAGCACACAGCGAAAUUCAUCACCCAGCUGGUCCAGCAGCAGGCUAAUUACAGCCUCCAGAUCUACCCUGACGAGGGCCAUUUCCUGCACCACAACCCCAGCCUAAAGCAGCACCUGAGCCAGUCGCUGGUCAACUUCUUUGAGGAGUGUUUCCAGCCACCAAAGAUCCUGACCGAGGAGGACCUGGAGCAGGACGGAGAGGACGACGGCUAAACAUGUGGCCACCGCCACCGCCACCACUACAACCACCACUACAACCACCUGCCUCCAGCACAACCCCAUCCGCCCUCAAGAAGCACACAAACCCUCCUGCAACACCCUCAUGGCUCCCCGAUAAUGUAACUGCUCCGCAUCAUUUGCCCUCGCCAUCUGACCUUGCUCCCCUCUCUCGCCAGUUCACUCUUCCAAAGGAUGGGGUCCUCUCCCUCAGCAUCUGCAUGCAUUAACCCCACUUGGACAUGGAGUCUUAUCUGCUACAUACUAUACAGGCUGCUGAGGAAGAGGGGAGGGGGGGCAGUAGUUGUGGACAUGGUGGCCUGUUAGGGACAUACUGUAAGGACAUGAUCUGUUAUAAUCUCUGUACCAUUUCCCCCCCGCCAUAUUCUCAUUCUGAUCACGGUAGCCUAUAUCCCCCCUUGAUCUGGUGUGUGCAACAGCAGUGGAGAUAGCUGUGCACAGGGAGCCCUCUGCUGGGCUGUGGAGGUAGUGCACCAGAUGGAGCAAGCUUUUGGGGACUGCAAAGGGGAGACCGUAUGAUUCUCAUCAAGGACAUUGUAGCACACCAAGCCCUACGACUACUACUCCUCUGAAAGAGACAGUAUCUGUCAGUGAUAUCCAGGGACAUAGCGUUCACCCUAGCAUCUCCUCACAUUCGUCUGCUGUAAAACCCUGUGUGCUUAUCUGGCAAUGUCACGACGUGACAUGCCCCUCUUCAGACUUUGUUCCAGUCCUGUCCUGUCCUUUAUAUUGAAUUUCUUGAAGCGUUCAGUUUUGUGUUGCAGUACUGUAGCUUUAAGUGGGUGUGUGAAAUGGUCGCGCAGGUUAGUUACUGGUCAUUACUGUACAGUAAGGGCACAAAAUGCCAAGAGGGCCAUAACAUACAUACAUACAUACAUA